AUGUACUCAAUACGGAAGUUGUCAAUAUUGUCAACACUUAUAUUACUGAGUGUGUUUGGCCACACCUCAGCUCAACGACCAGAAUCAUACACAAUUGAUGCAGCCAUUUUUGAUCACUUGCCAUCAAAGAACAACAACUUUGAACCAGAUUUAGCUCAAUCUCAGGGUAUAACACCAUUCUUGAUCAAGACUACUUUGGACCCAAAGUUGGGAGUACCCGAGCUUAACGGUACUAGUGACACAUACACAAAGGCAAGGAUCACCAGCCCGGACCUCUUCCCAUUCUUCUUCUCCUACAAUCCAAACAUCAACAAGUUCAUACCCUACACGCUCAACUUCACCCUGGCCACCAAUGGCUCUAUUACAGGCAUGUAUAAUAUGACCAAGGACCCCUUCUUCCCGAUCAACUACCUUGGUUGGGACACGGACCCCAUCAACAGACUCUACAAGGACGACAUGGCGAAAUAUCAGAACUUCCACUUCUGUAUAAAGUUGCAAUCAUUCUUCACCUACAUUGGCGUGGAGGAGCUGACCGUCACUUCUGACGACGACCUCUGGGUGUUCAUCAAUGGCAAGUUAGUCAUUGACCUAGGUGGCCUACACGCCACUGCCAAGGGCUCGCUCAAGCUGUCCUCACUCAAUCUAACCAAAGGUAACACGUAUAGCUUUGACUUAUUCCAUUGUGAAAGACAUACUGCAUCCUCUUCAAUGUCGAUCAUAACAAACAUGGAGAUUAGAUGUUUUGCAAAGGAUUAUUGUGGAGUUUGUAAUGGUGAUGGAUCGAGUUGUUGUGUGGCCGGUCCAGGUGGCGAGUGUGACGACCAUGAUUCAUGCACAAUCGAUGCAUGUCCAACCUACAACACACCAGGUGCCAACAUCACCAACUUCAAGGACUACUGCACACAUUCAAAGUUCUCAUGCGCCAACCAGACUGCAGCAGACCCUUGUUAUAAUUGGGCAUGUGAUGGAUCAAAGUGCGUGGUGGACAGCGCCAAGACAUGUCCAUCAAUCAGUUGCCAGGUUGUUGACAAGUGUGACGCCAAAGAGGGUGGAUGUCUUUACAAGCCACUGUGCACCGCACCAGAUGCAUGCACAAUCACCAAAUGUAACGCAGCCAAUCAGACAUGUGAGAGCACCCCCCUGGACUGCUCCGGAACCAAUCCCAACAAAUGCAUGGACUACUCCUGCGACAAGAAGUUAGGAUGUGUGAUCACGGCCAAGAACUGUGAGCCUCAAAAGCCAGAAGACUGCACAACAUACUCAUGCGAUCGCGACAUUGGAUGCUUCCCAAUAUAUCUCAACACUACAGAAUGUGCUUGCUGCGAUCCAACCAAGACACCAAACUGCAUGUCAGCCAAGUGUGACGAGGACUCUGGCAAGUGCAUCUACGCUGACUUGAUCAUCGAUGAUGGUGACAUAUGCACUGAUGAGGAGUGUGAUCACAGUACAGGUGUGAUAACAUACACUCCCAAGAAGUGUCUUGGAUGUCAGGCAUGCCGAGCUUCAGCCGAUGGCAAGUGCGUGGACAUUGACUCCAAUUGCAAUGAAGGUCUGUGUUCCAUUGGCAAGUGCACCAAGGGUCAGUGCUCAUUCACUCCAAACAAGUGUGAUGAUGGUAACCCUUGCACAGAUGAUACAUGCGAUCCAGUGGCUGGAUGCCAGCACCGCAACACAUCAUGUCCGGACAAGGGACUAUGUCAAGUUGGCGUGUGUAACUCAACCCUUGGAGGAUGUAGCUAUUCCAACAGGCUAUGCGCUGCUCCAAGCAACUUCUGCAAUGACACAAUGUGUGAUGCUCAGCUGGGUUGCAUCCAGUUUGCCAAACAAUGUGUACCUCCCAAUCCACAAUGUCAACAGGGAGUAUGCAACCCAACCAAACAGGUCUGUGAGUAUCAUAACAUCGACCCACUGCCCACUGGAUCAUCUUAUAGAGUAGCAGUGACGAUAUUUGAUCAUUUGCCCUCAAAGAAUGCAAAUUUCCAACCGAACUGUGGAGGUGGUUUGACAACUGGACUUGUUAAACAGAAACUAAACGCUACACUUGGUAUACCAGAGGCAGGUCCAGCCAAUCCUGCUACAGGUUGCAUUGGAGUACCAGCUCUGUUCCCAACAUUCUUUGCCGAGACGCCCAACAUCAAUGUGGCCAUUCCCUACAACCUGACAUUCAACCUAUCUGGUAAAACCUACAGCUCAGGCGCACCAAACGACUACUUCCCAAUCAACUUCCAAGGAUGGGAUACCGAUCCUGCCAACAGGAUCUACAACGACUCCACAGGUCACUAUCAGAACUUCCACUUCUGCAUCAAACUACAUACUCAUUUCACAUUCCAAGGAGGCGAAUCCCUCACGGUCACAUCUGAUGACGACCUUUGGUUGUAUGUUAACAACACAUUAGUAUUGGACAUUGGUGGAAUACACACAGCCACUACAGGUGUUACUCCAGUCCUUGGAACAUACUUAAACCUUACAAAAGGAGCAACUUAUCCAAUUGAUUUAUUCAAAUGUGAGAGACAGACAGAUAGCUCAGCAUUCCAGAUAUCCUCCAACUUUGUAUUGGAAUGUUUGAUGGACUAUUGUGGAGUGUGUAAUGGAAAUGGAUCAACAUGUUGUCCAAUGAACAACAUUACCGCUGGUGUGUGUAAUGAUAAUGACCUGUGCACCAUCGAUUCAUGUCCACCGCUCAACACUCCAGGUGUCAACUCGACCAACUUGAAGGAAUAUUGUAUACAUAGAAAGAUCAGCUGUGACAACGAGACUGCAUCAGAUCGCUGCUACAACUGGUCGUGUAAAGGUGGUGCUUGUGCCAAGGACACAGCCAAGACAUGUCCACCAAUCAAUUAUAAUCAAAUGAUGACUUGUAGGUGUACAAUCAUGACCUUUGUGGCCAUUUUACUUUGGACCAUAACUACACUUGACUCUGUUCAAGCACUAAGAUCAUCUUAUAAUGUCGCUACAACUGUAUUUGAUCACCUUCCUUCUUUGAAUAACAACUUCCAACCACCUUGUGUUGAUGGACAGACGAAUUUGGUCAAGCAAUCGCUCAAUGCCACAUUGGGUAUACCAGAACUUGGAUUAGCUCCCCCAGGAAUAGGAUGCAUUACCAAUACAAGCCUGUUUCCAACAUUCUUUGCAUCAGCUCCCAACAUCAAUAUGGUCGUACCCUACAAUCUAACAUUCUAUCUUGUCAACUCAACCAACAACGAUGGUAACUACACUGCUGGAACAAUAGCAGGAUUCUUCCCAAUCAACUACAAAGGAUGGGAUACCAACCCUGCCAACAGGAUCUACAAUGAUUCUGCCAACGACUACCAGAACUUCCACUACUGUCUCAAACUACAUACUUCAUUCAUAUUCAAUGGAGGCGAAUACUUUAGUGUUACAUCUACUGAUGAUUUCUGGAUGUAUGUCAACAAUUCUCUGGUAAUCGAUAAUGGAGGUACACAUUCUAGCAGCUUUCGAACAAUGCCUAAUCUUGGAACAUCCUUAAAUCUUACAAAGGGUAAUGCUUACCCAUUAGACAUUUUCAAAUGUAAUAGAAAAGUUGGUAUAUCAGCAUUCCUCAUCAUGACUGAUAUCACUAUGGAUUGUACAGUCGACUAUUGUGGUGUGUGUAAUGGUAAUGGAUCAACCUGCUGCUCAGCAUCAGCUGGUGGACAGUGUAAUGACAAUGAUCAGUGCACCAUCGAUUCAUGCCCACCUCUCAACACUCCAGGAGUGAACACAACCAACUGGAAAGAACAUUGUAUUCAUACAAAGAUCACUUGUGACAAUCAAACUGCAUCGGAUCGUUGCUACAACUGGGCAUGUCAAGGUGGUACGUGUGCCAAAGACACCGCCAAGACCUGUCCACCAAUCAAAUGCAAGAUUGUUGACAAAUGUGAUCCAGACCUCGGCUGUCAAUAUCUAGAUGAUGUUGGAUGUCCACCAUCAGGAGCAGUCACUGUAAAUCAUUAUGGAUAUCGGUUGAUCAACUACAUGUAUCUUAUUUUGUUUGUGAUAGUACUCUUGUACCAAUUUUAG
Acytostelium subglobosum LB1 is the source of this 4020-nucleotide messenger RNA. RefSeq lists its product as hypothetical. The coding region runs from base 1 to 4020 and encodes 1339 amino acids. The record is from RefSeq and is a predicted model, not a curated record. Gene Ontology annotation, cellular component: extracellular region. The transcript is spliced from 10 exons. Lineage: Eukaryota; Evosea; Eumycetozoa; Acytosteliales; Acytosteliaceae.